GAGCGCUACGCGUCUUGAACAAGCUCAUCGCCCCGAUAGUCAAAAUCAUGAGUGACGAAAACGAGAUGAACACUUCGGCUCUGUUGUGCGGAUCAGCGAUGACGGCCAUGCAAGCCAUCAUGGACAAGCAUCCGAAAUUCAUUGCUGGUGACAGACUCGCUAGCGUCAUUUAUGCCGUCGGGAGAAUUUCUUCCUUGCCGGAUUAUGAACGUCAAACUGGGGACUCCAUUGUUUGGUCAAAAAUCAACCAGAUCAAGAAAGUUUUGGCGACGGCAAUAGAAUCACGAGUGUUGUGUCCCGCUAUCUUGUCGGCCUAUCGGAAAGCAUGCAAGGAUGUCGCUGCGGGAAAGUCGAAUCCGACACAGUGUAGAAGCGGACCAGUGGUGGAGUUUUUAAUGUCGAUUGUGGAAGCUCAUUUCACAGUGAUUGACCGCAAAGCAGUUGGAGUCCUUGUUCGAGAAGUCGAGUCGAUGUUCAUUGAGUUCUUCGACUACAGACGAUUGUUCGUGAAGGACUAUAGGAAACCGAAAGAAUAUGCGACUGUGGACUUGAAUGUUAGCAGGACAGAAGAUUCUAUCGUGAAAGCGUUCCUGGCUCCCAUUAUGAAGCUUUCCGCUGAAGGAUUUGCUCCUGUGUUCUACAAG
Notodromas monacha is the source of this 644-nucleotide messenger RNA. NCBI's taxonomy places the organism in Eukaryota, Metazoa, Arthropoda, Ostracoda, Podocopida, Cyprididae. The record is from the annotation of a GenBank genome assembly.